UACAGGGAGAAAACCAAACUGAACUUAGGUCAAGUUCCAUUAUAUAAUUUACAAGUCCAACCAACUAAAACUUGUCAUUUAUUCGUCUUAGCGACCCACCUAAACCAACCUCGACGUUGAGGUUCUAGGUUCCGCAACAUUUAGCAGAGAAGAAGCCAAAAAUGAAAAUACACACAAAAAAUGGGAAUUUGGUUAUUUUGUUUGUGAUAUUGAUAGGGUUUUGUGGGAAGAUUGAGGGCGCAACGGUGACAUGUGAACCUGAAUAUGGGUUCUUGCCAUGCACGAGUGGAACUUGGGGUACAUUUUUCUUGAUUGUGGUUUAUCAAUACUUGAUGGCUCUUGGUCAAAGCUAUGUUUCAAACGGAUCAAAUAAGUUUUUUGGUCUUAUCGGACCGGGUAUAUUUGGAGCCAGUUUCUUCCAUAUUCUUGCCAACUUCCCUACACUUUUCAUUGUCCUUCAGUCAGGAUUAUCGAAUGACGUGGAGGGUGCAUCUAGUAGCACUGGAAUGGGAAUGAGUGUUCUAACUGGAUCAGCAGUCAUGAAUCUAACACUCAUUUGGCCCUCAAUCAUAACUUUUGGAAGCUAUAGUCUUGCAGAUGAUGAUGACAACGACUCCCUUGAUGACGACGAGCCAUCUUUUCUAACGAAACUAACAGCGUAUGGUGUUACAACUGAUAUCGAAACUAGCUACACCGCGAGAAUCAUGCUCGUGUCGGUGAUCCCUUUUGUCAUCCUCCAACUCCCAGCAAUCAUCGAUUCGACAUCAGUAACCCGAGUGAUACUUUUAAUCACCCUCAUCCUUGUGUUGUGUCUCUACAUUACUUACAUUACGUAUCAGAUCUUCCAACCAUGGGUUCAAAAUAGAAUAUUCGACUAUGUGACACAAACUUUUGUAAGUAGCAAAUUACAGACACUCUUGUCAACAAAGGGAAAGCCAAAUGUGCGGCUAAUUAAAGAGAUUUAUGAGGGACUUGACGUAAAUCAUGACGGUAAAGUGUCGAAUGCAGAGCUAAAAACUUUAAUAUUGGGAAUACAACUGCAAGAAGAUGGUAAAAUAAGUGAUGAUCUGGUACAGAAGAUCAUGGAUCAAUUAGACAUAUCAGGCGAUGAGAUUAUUCAAGAGGAUGAAUUUGUUAGAAUUCUAACAAAAUGGGUUAAGGAAGCAAGGAAAUCAGGCUCUCAAAAUGAUUAUAGCCCCCUUCGCUUUUUUAUUAAAAAUACUACUGAUGGGGAUGCAGAUGAAGAACAACAAACCGCUUUGAUACCUAAGGAAAGCCCUAACAAUCAAAGUUCGAUACUAGAGUUCUUAGAGGCUUUGUUUCUAGUGCUCUUUGGCAGUGUGUUGACGUUUGUUGUUGCAACACCGCUAAAAACGAACGUUGUGAAUUUUGCUUAUGAUGCAAACGUCCCUUCGUUCCUCAUUCCGUACGUUAUAAUACCGUGUGCCUCAAACAUAUCACGUCUGUUAUCAGAAAUUAGCUCUGCAAGACAAAAGACUGAGCGAGCCGCAUCCUUAACACUUUCUCAGAUCUAUUCAGGAGUCGCCAUGAGUAGUAUGAGUAGUUUGACGACAUUCUUGUCAAUCGUGUAUAUAAGAGAUCUGCCAUGGGAUGUAUCAGCUGAAGUUUUAGUUGUGUUCAUAAUUUGUGGAGUGAUGGCAGUGUUCACAAGUACGAGGACGGUUUAUCCACUUUGGACUGGUUAUGCAGUUUAUCUAAUGUACCCCAUAUCGCUACUCAUGUUGUAUUUGCUUGUCGUGGUGUGGGGUUGGUAACUAAUACACUAGAUUAAUAUUAUGUCAGACGAAUGACUUCUAAAUUAUGUUUGUUUUAUCUCAUGUUCUUCCUGGUCCGUCAUUUACAUGUAAAAUACACCAUAAUACACUAAAGGUGGUUUAGUGGUUUGAUCUUUAAGCUGCUAAGCAUUGUAUGAAGUUCUCAAAGAAAUAUGUGAAUCUGGAGUGUUGUUUCA
Helianthus annuus (common sunflower) is the source of this 1972-nucleotide messenger RNA. Its product is annotated as sodium/calcium exchanger NCL2. Gene Ontology annotation, biological process: intracellular calcium ion homeostasis; calcium ion transmembrane transport. Gene Ontology annotation, molecular function: calcium ion binding; calcium:proton antiporter activity. Gene Ontology annotation, cellular component: membrane. The transcript has 7 exons. NCBI's taxonomy places the organism in Eukaryota, Viridiplantae, Streptophyta, Magnoliopsida, Asterales, Asteraceae. The coding region runs from base 162 to 1775 and encodes 537 amino acids. The record is from RefSeq and is a predicted model, not a curated record.